This is a messenger RNA of Pristis pectinata (smalltooth sawfish), 4622 nucleotides long. It is a transcript of the gene tardbpa, whose product is annotated as TAR DNA binding protein a. The transcript has 5 exons. Gene Ontology annotation, biological process: regulation of gene expression. The coding region runs from base 159 to 1403 and encodes 414 amino acids. The record is from RefSeq and is a predicted model, not a curated record. Gene Ontology annotation, cellular component: nucleoplasm. Gene Ontology annotation, molecular function: RNA binding. NCBI's taxonomy places the organism in Eukaryota, Metazoa, Chordata, Chondrichthyes, Rhinopristiformes, Pristidae.
GAUGACGCGGCACGCAGAAGCGGUUGAAAGCGCGGGUCGGGCGCCAGCCGCCUCCAUUUUGUGCCGGUGUGUGAGGGGACGGUCCGGGGCCGCGCCGCCGCCACAGCCCCGCUGCCGCCUCUAAACUCGCGCUGCCCUCGUUGUUUUCCACCCUGGCCAUGGCAGAGUACAUCCGUGUGGCCGAAGAGGAGUCGGAGGAGCCGAUGGAGAUCCCGUCGGAGGACGACGGCACGGUGCUGCUGUCCACGGUGACGGCGCAGUUCCCGGGGGCGUGCGGCCUGCGUUACCGCAACCCCGACAACCAGUGCAUGCGGGGGGUGCGGCUGGUGGAGGGCAUCCUGCACGCCCCCGACAACGGCUGGGGCAACCUGGUCUACGUGGUCAACUACCCCAAAGACAACAAAAGGAAAAUGGAUGAAACUGAUGCAUCUUCAGCUGUGAAAGUGAAGAGAGCAGUUCAGAAGACGUCAGACCUCAUCGUUCUUGGCCUUCCCUGGAAGACAACAGAGCAGGAUUUAAAAGAUUACUUCAGUACUUUUGGAGAAGUCAUUAUGGUGCAGGUGAAGAGAGAUACUAAGACUGGGAAUUCGAAAGGCUUUGGUUUUGUCAGAUUCACAGAAUAUGAAACGCAAGUGAAAGUGAUGUCACAACGACACAUGAUUGAUGGGCGAUGGUGUGAUUGCAAACUCCCUAAUUCCAAGCAAAAUGCAGAUGAGCCUUUGAGAAGCAGAAAAGUGUUUGUGGGUCGUUGCACCGAGGACAUGAGUGCUGAUGAACUUCGUCAGUUCUUUUCCCAGUUUGGAGAUGUGACCGAUGUAUUUAUACCAAAACCUUUUCGUGCUUUUGCUUUUGUCACAUUUGCUGAUGACCAGGUUGCCCAGUCUCUGUGUGGUGAAGAUCUGAUCAUUAAGGGGGUCAGCGUGCACAUUUCCAAUGCAGAACCUAAGCAUCUGAAUGCUAGACAACAGAUAGAUAGAGGACGAUUCACAAACAGCCAGGGAGGCUUUGGCAAUCAGGGUGGGUUUGGAAACAACAGAGGUGGUGGAGGAGGAUUAGGUGGCAGUCCAAACAGUAACAUGAGUGGGGGUGGAAUGAAUUUUGGGGCUUUCAGCAUCAACCCAGCAAUGAUGGCUGCUGCUCAGGCAGCCCUACAGAGUAGUUGGGGAAUGAUGGGGAUGCUGGCUAGUCAGCAGAACCAAUCUGGGGCAGCAGGGGCAAACCCACAACAAAAUCAGGGGAAUGUACCAAGGGAACAAAAUCAGCCAUUUGGAACUAACAAUAAUUCAUACAGCUCAAAUUCGGGUGCAUUAGGUUGGGGGUCAGCGUCCAAUUCAGGUGGUCCUGGGUUCAGCUCUGGUUUUGGAUCCAGUAUGGAGUCCAAAUCGUCAGGGUGGGGAAUGUAAAAAUGAUUUGUAGGUGCUUAGCAAAUGUGAAGAAGGAGUUUAGAGAUUUGAAUAAUGGUAAGUAAAAACAAAAGUAGGUUUUCACGAACUUUUUCUUGCUACAUAAUUGAAGAAAAAUUUUAAGUGGUUGCCUUGCAAUGUCAUUUCAAGACACUGACGAUAAGGUGAAAUUUGAAAAUUACUAUAAUAAGCAAUUGAACUUGCAUUUUGAAAGUGCUUCUACCUGUUCCUGACUCGUACUGCAGUAUGUAGUUCUGUCAUGAGUUUAAAUUCUUGAACUAAUGAUCUGUAAUCUGUGUGUGCACACAUUUGUUAAUCGUCCUGAACCCCAGCCUCCCAAUUGUGUUAAGGAUUUGACACAAUGUCCAAGUUGGUGUUGAACAGCAUGGGGAACCCAGUUUUUUUUAUUCUUACUGCAGGUUAUGAAGCCAUGACUUCAGCCACUCCUCAAGUGAGGUGCAGUUUAUCUCCAAAUGUUGUAUCUUCAAGCUAGUCAAAGGUUUCUACCUUUUUAUCACCUGGUAAACAGCAUACUUUUGUAGCAAUGCUAUCAUUGUACCAAGAUAGCUUUUUUAAUUGGUUAAAUUCCUUUUUCCCAACCCAGGCUAUAUUUUGUAGUUAUCUGAAACAAGUCUAAACUGGAUAGGGAAAACACGUCGACCAAACAACUUCACCAGUCCCUCACGAUUAACUACUGAUCAUGAUAGCACUGAAUACAUUUGUUCAAAUUGAUUGGCUUUGCAUUGUGUCCAUUGUCAAUCCUUCUGGCACUGGACAUGUAUUUGAACAAUAUUGGCAUUGUAAGUAGGUGCAUUUCCCAGUCUGGUCAUAGAAUUUUUUUUUUGAAAUCAGCUCAUAAAAUAGCCAUGAAAGAGGGAGUUGGUGAAAUGGCAUUCCAUGGGGAAAUGUGUCAGGAACCAGAGCGAAGUAAUCCAUUUGCAUCUGGCAAUAUUCACUUUUUCUUUCACAGUGGACGUGGUGGACCUUUAAUGGUGCCUGUACCUAGAUAUUAUUUGCAUGCUCCUCAGAAACCAUUUUUCUGAAUGAAAUGCAAAUUUAUGUCGUAGAAGGGGGGAAUGAUCUUGACAGCAGAUGCUUUUUACGGAUGAAUUCAUUGAAGUUUUGAGUGGAGUUCGACCAGUUAAAGGAUUGCAAAUAUUUAAAAAGGAUAUUGACUUGUAAAAAUCACUUGAUGUUUACAUUUGUAUCUUCAAUCACAUCUUUAUAGGCUUAUUAUAACUUGACCUUCAGUUUGGAGAAUCUGACUCCUGCUUUCCAUGUCUUUUUUGUGCUGUUUCUCUCCUUGCAUUAAGUGAAUUGACAGUAUGCCUUCAAUAUGAUUGGGAGUAUUCUCUUCAAAAAGAUACUUGGGUAACAUCCCCUUUGAUUUCUGGUAUUUAUGCAAAUGUCUUAACAUCUGUAAGGAUGCCGGCAGAAGUUUUGGAAAACAAAUUGCUUGCAAAUGAGUUAUGGUUAAAGACUGAUGUUUUUGAAGCUAAAGUAUUUUAAAAUUGAAAUGUGCAAAUUGCACCCUUGCUUUUCUAUAUAAUUAUAUAACCUCUGCAGGCUACCACAAUUUUAAGUUUUGCCAGAUUUACAUAACAUUCUUUGAAAUGUUUUUCUUGACUUUGUACUAGCAAAUAACACUAUCAUCCAUGUUGGACAUCAAACAUUUUCACCUAUGUAAGCAGUAUGGGCAAAUCUGAAAAGAUCUUUGCUGUAGAUAUCUUGUUAAUCUGCAGUGUUGAUGAACUUGGUGAACCACUGGCAUUCUAGUUUAUAUCACUUCUUUGCCCAGAAUGCUCAUCAGUGUGCAGUAGUGAAUCUGUGUGCACUGGGUUAUUGCUGUUUCAUCCUGAACUAUCCACUCUAAAAAAAAAAAAUUAGAGUUUUAACUUUCAGUGCUGAGCAGAGUCUUUACUAGCACUACUAGCCAAAGGAGGGAUGUGGAAGAAUAUCCAAUGUAUCAUGGUUUGGGUAGUUACAGAUAGGAAAUGAACAGCAUUGUGUAGGAAAUCUUUUAAAAGUGCAAAAUCUAGAUAUAAUGUUUAAUAGAAUAUUAUGUAGAGUUUUCAUAAAUUGAAAUUUUUUUUAAGGCGUGGUCUGGAUCUCCGAGCAUGAGCACCUACAUAUGUAUAGAAAAUGCUUUCUCUAAACCAUUUCGCCACAUAACUGCAGGCUGCAUGGAGUUGCAGGUUGUAUUCGAAGGGACCACGGUGGGUGUUCCAUUUUUGUCCUCUACUGUUCUUUUCAUCGAUUCGUUUAUCAGCGCUGUGAAACAAGAUGUGAUACAGAGCUGUGAUGACUUAAGUUGAAGCCUGGUGUGGGAUUGAUGCUAUGGUGGUGCCAGCGAAUGAGAGGGCUAGUAUGAGCGAGGAAGGAGAGCGCAUGCAGAGACCUGGUGGUGCAUUAUGACGUUUUUAAACGUGGCAAGAUGUGGCUCUCAAUCCCUUGGCAUGGUGAGAGAAUGCAGAGGAGAAGUGGGAUACAGUACGAAUGUUUUUCUUGUAUUCACAAAGGACGUCCGUGGCUGAUGAGGGGGGAAAAAAAGACUUUGGAGUGGUGAUAUUUGCUUGUAAUUUGAGUAAUUGGAAAAUGUUGAAUGUGUUCAGUGAAAUGAAUAUCUCCCGGGGUUGAAACCAAGGAAAUUUCAGUUCUCCAAUUAACAAAAAAAAUUCAGAACAUUGGGUUGUAAGUUAUGGGUUAGUAUUAAACCCUUUGCAAAUAUCUUUUCCAACUGAAGUAAACAUUCUUCUAAUUAUAAAAUGAGCACAAGGAAAUUCUUUUGCUUUACAUUUGAAUUAAUUGCAGGUUAAUUAAUGUUAUUCAGUCAGUCCUUAAAAAGCUGCAGAGGACCACUGAUGUUUUUAAUUCUAGUUUCAACCCCUGAAUAUUUUGUAUCUUUCCCUUCCCUUCCUGUUAACUGUGUGUGCCGAAUGGUUGGUGAUGUAUUUUUGUAUUACUGAUUUGUAAGUGUGGAUAAGUGAAAUGACGUGGUGUUAUGAAGGAACAAUAUUCUGUGGAGUGUAUUGUGGCAUUGCUGCCUGCCAGAGAUGACUUGGGUGAGCUCAGUGUCAAUCUUGGUCAAGAGUGUACGUUUGUGUUUUCUGCGAGUUUAUUGCGAAUGCAUAAUAAAUGACUGCUUGAGUUAAGUGUGUUUUGAAGCCCUUUUUUAAUGUCAUUGUAGGUAAUUCUUAAUAAAAAUUUAACUUGACUGAA